Vigna angularis (adzuki bean) is the source of this 2034-nucleotide messenger RNA. Its product is annotated as calmodulin-binding protein 60 B. Gene Ontology annotation, biological process: regulation of salicylic acid biosynthetic process. Bases 70 to 1815 code for a protein of 581 amino acids. Gene Ontology annotation, cellular component: nucleus. The transcript has 8 exons. The record is from RefSeq and is a predicted model, not a curated record. Lineage: Eukaryota; Viridiplantae; Streptophyta; Magnoliopsida; Fabales; Fabaceae. Gene Ontology annotation, molecular function: calmodulin binding; DNA-binding transcription factor activity; sequence-specific DNA binding.
AGUUUAGUUUUAUACCAUUCAGAGUACUUCUGAGAACGUUGAAUUGUUCUUUUGCUUGAAACAUUUUGGAUGGUAUCAAAAAGGAAAUCUUUUGAGAGGCAACGCAGUGGCAAAGUUCCAAUUCAGGACCAUAAACGGAGCUAUGUUGAUACCAAACAAGCGCCAAUCAGUGCCCUGAGAAAUGUGAUCAACGCACUGUGGCUGAAUGACCACUCAUCCUAUUUAGAAACUUUUGUGCGAAGAGUGGUAAGGGAGGAGUUGGAAAAAAAAAUCCAGGACCAGGCUCAUCUAUUUCCAAGAAAAAAGGUUAAUGAGGCUGGAAUAUCCGGAGCCAAACGCUUUAAGUUGUGCUUUCUUAAUAAGUUACCUAAGACAAUCUAUACUCGGUCUAAUAUAAAAGCAGAAGACGAAUCAGUUCUUCAAAUUGCUUUAUUUGAUGUUAGAACGAAGUCUGUAGUAGAGGAGGGUCCCCUUUCCUCGCUAAAGAUAGAGAUCUGUGUUCUGAAUGGUGAGUUCGGAUCUGAUGGCAGUGAGGAGUGGACAGAAGAGGAGUUCAAGUCCAAUAUCUCACGUGAAAGAGAAGGUAGAGAGCCCCUUUUGAUUGGAGAGAGGUUUAUUACUCUUAAAAAUGGAGCUGCUUGUAUCACUAAAAUUGCCAUAUCUGAUAACUCGAGAUGGCAAAGAAGCAGAAGGUUCAGGAUUGGAGUUAAAUGUGUGCCACCAACUUCCAUUGGAGAAAAGAUUCAGGAGGGUAGAAGUGAGCCUGUUAUUGUUAAAGAUAACAGGGGAGAGUGCUACAAGAAACACUUCCCUCCAUUCUUGGAUGACGAAUUAUGGCGUUUGAAGAAAAUUGCCAAGGAAGGAAGAAUCCAGAAGCAAUUUUCUUUACAUGGAAUUCACACCGUGAAGGAUCUCUUGCGGCAGUACAUAACCAACGAAAAAUCACUGUAUAAAAUGCUUGACCUUCCAAAGAAGUCAUGGUUAGCGAUCACUGACCAUGCCAAUACCUGUGUGAUCGAUGAUUACAAGCUUUACGGCUAUCACUCACAAGAACCGGAAAUAGGCCUGCUAUUCAAUUCCGUCUACAUCCUCGUGGGAGUGACAUUUGAUUGGCAAAAUUAUUAUUCACCGGAUAUUCUCACUCCCCAUGAUAAGCAUUGGGUGGAAAUAGUGAAGCAGCAAGCUUACAAAAAUGUCAACAAUUUGAAAAUGAUUGAUGAAACUAAAUUGAACAGUUUAAACCUAGACGCAUGUCUAAGAAAAGCAAGACAAUCCGACACUCCAGAUCAAUGUCUGCAACACAUGGAUAUCUCAACUGCACAAGGUCAAGCAGAAACAUUCCCAGGUUGUAGUCAACCAUCUAUCUCUACUUCAUAUACUGAUGAAGGAAUGCAUGACGGCCAAAUUUAUGCCGAUCCACAGCCAGGCACGAGAGAAAUGCCGCUUAACGGUUAUGUGUUGGAUGAAUUUUCCUCUGAGAUGUACAAUGACGAGGAUGGUUGUCACUUUGACGGAUCGUGUUUACCAUUCCCUGAAGGUGGAUAUUCGAUAGAGAAUGAAAGGUCAGAUGUUGAAUUCAUAUAUGGUUGUCCUCCUUGGGCAACAUGGGAACCAAAAAGUGGUAUUUUCUUUGGUUCUUGCGAUGGAGAAGAAUGUAGCCGUUAUUCUACUUUCACAAAUUCUGCUGUGGACAUAUCAAGUAAUGGCAAAUCCAAAGCAGCGUGGUGUAAGAUUGGUUUUGUUCUGAAAUGGGUCAUAUCAGUAAAAAGGCACGCAACUGCCAAAAAGAAUGCUCAGCUGUUUUGCCAUAACUAAUUCGACUCUGUUUUAUGUAUAGGAUAUUAGUUUCUGAAUGCCUUUGUUUUUCUGCAAGUUUAGCUUCUUUAAUUUCUACUGCACUAAAGAAAUGUGUAAGACGGGUUCCUCAUCUACAUCUGUGCUGGAUUGUUUAGGUACAAUUGUUGUUGUUGUUUCUAAUAUCAAGUUUUUUACUUUAAGAUUCGUGAUCAAUUCAAAUUUAUUCUGUUCAAAGCA